Molecule: messenger RNA, 1230 nt
Organism: Chelonia mydas (Green sea turtle)
Lineage: Eukaryota; Metazoa; Chordata; Testudines; Cheloniidae
Product: GRIP1-associated protein 1
Biological process (GO): regulation of modification of synaptic structure; regulation of recycling endosome localization within postsynapse; neurotransmitter receptor transport, endosome to postsynaptic membrane
Cellular component (GO): postsynaptic recycling endosome; glutamatergic synapse; extrinsic component of postsynaptic early endosome membrane
Source: RefSeq, a predicted model, not a curated record
GUUUCCGGGGGCGAAGGGUGCGACUCUAUGAUCCUGCAGCCUCUGAGAGCGACUCUCUCUCUCCCGCCCGUCCUGGCGGCGACUGGCACCUCUCUAUGGUCUCCACUUCCUGCUUCCGUGCGACGCUCUCGCCGGCCGCCCCCGGCAACUCUAUGCUCCGCCCUUAAAGUCACCCGUACCGUUGCAGCCACCGCCGGGGGGGGGGCGGGGGGUUUUUUGUCCUCCGACGGGCGGGGGCGGAAGAUGGCGCAGGCUCUGUCGGCGGAGGAGUUCCAGCGGCUGCAGGCGCAGCUGCUGGAGCUCCGCACCCACAACUACCAGCUGUCGGACGAGCUGCGGAAAACCGGCGCCGAGCUCACCGGGCUCCGGCAGCGUGUCACCUUUCUGGAUAAGGAGCUCGCCAAGGCUCAGAAGGCUCUGGGGAAAAGCAAGAAGGCUCAGGAGGUGGAGGCCCUGCUGAGCGAGAACGAGAUGCUCCAGAGCAAACUGCACAGCCAGGAGGAGGAUUUCCGGCUGCAGAACAGCGCGCUGGUCCGGGAGCUGUCCAAGCUGUGCUCCCAGAUCGAACAGCUGGAGACCGACAAUAAAAGGAUGCAGGGAGGAGGCCCAGUGCCGGACGAGCCUCCGCCCCCUGGGCCCCCGCCCGGCGAGUUCCUGCGGCUCCAGGCCGAGAACAAGGCGCUGCAAAAGAAUGUGGCAGCCCUGCAGGAGCGCUUCGAGAAGGAGGUGGCCCAGCAGGCCGAGGGGCAGGGGGACGCCCCCCAAGCUCAGGGCCCCGCCGGAGAGGCCAUGGCCGGGCCCACGCCGGGCGCCAGCCCCUGCCCCCCCCUGCCCUCGGAGCUGGCGCUGAAGUGGGAGACGGCGCGGGAGGAGACGAGGCUGCUGCGGGAGCAGCUGCAGAGCCUGGAGGUGGCCAAGCAGGUGGAGAUCUCCCGGCUUCAGGACGAGCUGAAUAAGCUCGCUGAGAAACUGAAGAAAAAGCAAGAGAGUUUCCGGCGGCUGCAGGCGGAGAAGGAAGCCCUCUACAACGACAGCAGGACCAAGCUGGCGGAGGUCCAGCAGAGGAGAGACGAGGAGCUGAAAUCGCUGCAGCUUCGCAACCAGAAACUGCACCAGGAGCUGCAGGCAGCCGUGCAGGUGGCCUGCCAGAGCGCAGAGAGCCAGGAGCAAGUAGAGACGAUUCUCUCUGAGAACGAUGCCCUGAGAACCAAUCUAGCCGCACUAGAGCAG